GGUCGAGGGGAGAGUCACGAGGCGGAGACUUAAACGCCCGUAUGGCAGGUAAGGGUGAUCGUGAGCCUCAGCGUACUGCGUGAGAGAGCGGAGAGCUCGCUCGUUCGCUGUAGAGACUUCCCCCGAGGCUAGAACCAUCGCUGUGCUCUUCGCUUUCCGGGUUAUUCCCUUCCCUGUGGCCACGGACGAACACGGACCUGGCGUCUGCUCCGGACCUUCGCGAGGAGGCUCCUCGUGCAACACCGAGGUCGAUGCACCACGGCUCAUCGGUUCGUGCAUAACGCGUCCUCCCUGCCCGUACGAAAUCGCGUUCGUGCAUCUCGCAGCCGUGAAUCCCGCGUAGCGUGGCGUCUUUUCCCGCGACAUCAUGAGUGGGAUCGGCCUCGUUAUCCUCCUGGGUUUCUUCCACGCCGUCCGCGCUCAACUAUGUCACGUGGAAACCGGGAGAUCCGUCAUCAUCUUAGAUAUACGUGAGAGUCGAGGCAACGAGGUGACGCAGAGGACGAUCCCCGGGGAUCUGCCGAUCCGUGGGACGCCCGGGGAGGAGAUCAGCCUGGAAAUUUUGGACCCACGAAGCGGUCAGGGAGGGAGAGGAGGAGGCCACUAUUUCGUCCUCUACGGAAAGAGGCUUCAACUCCACAUGCCCUUGGAUCGGGAUCCUCAGGAUGUCACUUCCCUCGUUUUCCAGGUCGAUGUUGCUUCUGUCAUCAGCUGCACGGUCCUUUCGUCGGGAGAAAGGCGAAACAUCCCCGUCAUCGUUCGGGUGGCGGACAUCAACGAUAACAAGCCCGUGUUCGUCGGAACGCCCUAUUCUGCGUCCGUCUCCGAGGUAACGUGGAACCGCGAACGAAACGCUCGAAUCUUUAUGCGAGCCAAAAAUCUGUCUCCGGUAGGGACGACGGUAUUUCGGGACAUCAAGGCCAAAGACUUGGAUGCAGGCGUGAACGGGAUGGUGGAGUACAUGGUGGUGAAGGGAGAAGGAAAAGGAGGAGGCCAAGACGGAUACGGAGUCUUUUCCAUCAACCUUCCCCAUCAGGGUCAUCUCACCGUCAAUCGUUCCCUGGACUACGAGUCCGCUUCCACCUAUUACGUCACCGUCGUCGCCAUGGACCGAGCCAAAGAGCCGGAGGAGAGGUACACGUCGACGACGACGCUGACGGUGCACGUGGAAGACAGCGACGACAUGGAACCGACUUUCAAGUAUCGAGGAUGCACCCAAGUCGGAUCCGCCUGCGUGAAUCCCGAGUACCAAGCGACCGUACGCCUCCGCCGUUCCGUCGAUCGCGACACCGUCGUCGUUACCGUCGCGGUGCAUUCCUUCGACCCUGGGGUCGAAAAAGACCAACGAAAGAAUCAAACCGUCGAGCGGCAAGACGGGCGAAGCGAGGUCGACUGCGCUCGGUUCCUCGACGAUUCGUCCGUUUCCGUCACCUCUGUGAAGAGCGGGGAGCUGUCCGGAGUGUUGAACGUGAAACCCGAAGACAUCCGGGCGGAAGACAUGGAUUCGCUCAGGACUCCGAUCCGUUACUCUUUCUUGAGGGGAUCGCCCGGAUUCUUUCGGGAUUUUUUCCGCAUCGACCCGAGAACGGGACACGUGACUCAGCUGGCAGCCGCGGAUCGUAGCCGAGCCAAGCGAUUCGACCUGAUCGUGAAGGUGAGUCGAGUCCCUCCGUCUCGCGAAGCGCUGACGAUCGAAGUGGGGGAGGUGGACGUGCAUCCUCCCGAGAUCCGCGCCACGUCGUCGGUCGGCUACGUGAGGGAGAAUUCACCCGUCGGUACGGUGAUCAUGGAUUCUUCUCUUCCCGAUGCCCUGCGGCAGCCCAUCCUCUUCAGCGUCGUCGACCGGGACCACGCACCCGGAGACUCGGAGCCGGAAUACGAGUGGGAGCUGACGACGUCGGCGUUUGCCGUCAACACGGAAGGAGUCCUCGUCGUCCGAGAUCCCGGAUUGGACCGCGAUCCCCCGAACCCCGGGGAAUACAACUUCCAAGUCGUGGCGAGGGAGAAGAGGGGAACGGGAAGAGGAAGCAAACCCCUGUCCGUGAAGGUCCAUCUGCUGGACGAGAACGACAACGAUCCGGAACUGCCGGUGUACCCCACGGUCACCAUCCAGGCCGGCAGGGAAAUCCGCAACGUCCUCGUGGUCAAAGCGGUGGAUAACGACGCCGGCCAGAACGCGGCCGUCACGUACAGCAUCUAUCACGUCUCCAACAACGGGAAGGACAAGUUCCGCAUGGAUCCGGACACGGGGAACCUGCAGGUCGUGGACCGCGUCGCCGCCGGUCAGCAAUUCUCGGUUACCGUCCAGGCUCGAGACGGAGGAGGGAGGACGACGCAGACGAUCGUGGAGAUCCUCGUCUCACCCGGCCCCAACACCGGAGGCCCGAACUUCUCCACUCAGUUCUACGAGAUCUCCGUCAGCGAAGGGGCCCAACCCGGAUCCACCAUCCUCAGUCUUCGCGCUGACGAUCCGGAGAGGGAGUCGGUGAGUUACGGGCUCGUGAGCGGGAACGAGAGAGGGGAUUUCCGUCUGGAUCCCCGCUCCGGAUCCAUCACCGUCGCCAGAGACCUCGACCGGGAAUCCCUGUCCCGAUAUUCACUCGUGGUGAGGGCGGAGGAUCCCUCGGGGUUGUCGAGCACGGCCACGGUCAACAUACUCGUUUUGGACAUCAACGACAAGAAUCCGGAAUUCCAAAACCUCCCCUUCCAGUUCCAGGUCGUGGAAGGGAAAGCAGAUGCCUUCGUCGGAACCGUCCGGGCGAGGGACGAAGACGCGGGAGAGAACGGAGCCGUGUUCUACUCCGUGCCGCGGGAAUCCGGCUUCAAGAUCGACCGAGAAACGGGAGACCUGUACACGAACCGAGCCCUGGACUACGAGACGGACAGACUCCACCUGGUGGUGGUGACGGCCGAAGACGGCGGACCGGAUCCCCGCAUCUCCACCGCCACCGUCACCGUCUCCGUCCGCGACGUCCCGGACGAACCGCCGUUCUUUCCCCAGCGGGUCUACACGGCCGACGUGGAGGAGAACCGGGCGAACGCCGAGGUGAUCCGGGUCCAGGCCGAAGACCCGGACGAGGUGGAGGAGACCGUGACCUACAAGUUGCUGUCCGGAGGGGAUCUCUUCUCCAUCGAUCCCACCACGGGUCUCAUCCGCACCUUCAAGGAACUCGAUUACGAGAAGGAGAAGGAACACGUGUUGGUGGUGGGGACGCAGGAAAACACCCGGAAGGAACCUUCCGCCUCCGCCACCGUCAUCGUCCACGUCCAGGACGCGAACGACGUACCCCCGGUAUUCACCCUGCUGCCGCGGCCGGUGCACCUCCGAGACACGGAUCCCAUCGGUGCGACGGUGACCACCGUCGUCGCCAGAGAUUCCGACGGCACCUCUCCGAACAACAAGGUGAGCUACGAGAUCGUGGGCGAGGGGAGCAAGACGCCGAGGUAUUUCCUCAUCGACCGAGAUUCCGGAACGAUCACCAUCAAGGACGAUCUCCGCAAGGAAGUCGACGCGGAAUGGCGGGUGAGUCCGAACGGGUGGAGGUGGAGCGGGAGGCAGAGACAGAAGGACGGAGGGAAGCCGGAGUUGGAUGCGGUGGCGAAGGUCCUCGUCUACGUGGAGAAGACCGUGACGUUGGCACCCGAAGCGGGAAUCGGAUUCGCCGAAGCAGAGUACCAGGCGGGAGUCCUCGAGAAUCCUUUCCCCGAUGCUCUCGUCAAGAGACUCUCCAUCGUCAAUAAACCAGACCAGGGCACUCCUCUCGACUGUCACAUUAUCGCCGGCAACGAACGAGGUCACUUCUACGCGACGCGGAGCAGCGACGGGGACUGCGAGAUCCGGGUCAAGACUUCCGACGUGGAUUUCGAGUGGAUCCCGAAAUACGAGCUGGAGGUGGAGAUCAAGAGUCUCUCGGGUUACUUGAACCAAGACAAGAAGACCGCCAAGUUGACGGUGAACGUGUUGGAUCAGAACGACAACGAACCGGAGUUUGUCUAUCCGGAGGAUCCGGUCAUGUCCCUCAGGGGAUUCCGUUACUUCGCUUCCAUCCCCGAAAAUGCUCCCAUCGGCACUUCCGUCCUCGAAGUCAAGGCGCCGAGCGACGAGGGAAAUCCGAUCGCUAAGAGACGUUUUCUCGCUGCGCAGGCUCGGGACGGGGACACGGGGAACUUCGGUCGCCUGACGUAUUCCUUCGAGCCGGAAUCGGAUCCCGACGGAUACUUCAGCGUGGAAGAAGCGACCGGGAUCCUCCGGCUUCGUAGGAGCGUGAUGGAGAUCCCAUCCGGCACGUCCCUGCCCUUCCGCUUGGGAAUCCUCGUUCGAGACGGUUCCGGGAAGAUCCAACCGGGAGACGGCGAUCCCUCGUCCCACGAGGCUUCCACCCUCGCGAUCGUGAACGUGAUUCGCGAUGAGAACCAGAUGGUGCUGGUGAUCGCGAACGCGAGUCCCGAGGAAGUCAUGAAUCGACGGGCCCAACUCGUCGGGAUCCUCGAGGAACAGAGCUCCCUCGUCAUCGAGAUCGAGAAGAUGGAAGCCAGGCGUUACUUGGACGAAGCCGGGAAAAUGCGGGUGGACAUGAAAGGCACGGAUCUCUGGUUUCACGCCAUCGAUCCCAAGACCGAAGUCAUACUGUCUCGCAACUCGACCCGCGUCCAAGGGAAGCUGAGCGGGAAGAAAGCAGAGAGCAGCGUGCUGUAUUUCGUGAACGGGAACCUGGGUCUGCAAGCGGUGGAGGUGCGUGAGGGAGGGCUGAAGGGGACGACGAGCGGUCCCUCUUCGGGUGGGGUCAGGAUCCAGGGGAAGACUCAUGCCCCUCUCGAGGGCUUCCAGGUCGCUCUGCUCGCCCUCGCCGCCCUCAUCUUUCUCCUCACGUCCAUCGGCAUCCUCUACCUCUCCUGCCUCUGGUCCAAGUAUCAGGACGAGAAGAAGAUGGGGAAGGUGAGCGGAAGCCUUGGGGUUCCCACCUACGAACCGGUCCACUACGAUCCCACCUAUCUCAAGGAAUACGAGACACAGGUGCUUCAGAUGAGCAUAACCCCGGAUGAAGGGGGAGGCGGAGGGGGGAGCGGGGACUUCCAGCUGGAUUUUAGGAACAAGAAUCAUGCCUUGGACCUUCAGACGGUGGAUUACAUCUCCAAGGAAGGCACGGAUGGAGGGAGUGGAAACACGACGACGAGGGCAUCGAGUCUGAGUGAAGACGGACGAUAUCUCUCUGCUCAUUCCACUUUUUUUCCGGACAACGGGGUCAGGAACCCUAUCUACAAUAGCAGGGACGAGAGGGAACAGGUGGAAGAAGAAGAAAAGGAAAAACGUCGAGGAAGAGAGAGAGGAGGGAUGGUGAGAGGUGGACGGGCGAGUGAGAACAACGAAAACGUCAUUUUUGGCCAUGGAAUCUCAUCACCUUAUGUCGACGAUUCCACGACGGAACUAUAGCAUGGUGCCUACCUUUUCUUUUCAUUCCCCUUUCAUCGAGAUGAUCUUAUAAUAAAACGGGGUUACGAGUGACGAUAAGAGAGAC
Molecule: messenger RNA, 5516 nt
Organism: Darwinula stevensoni
Lineage: Eukaryota; Metazoa; Arthropoda; Ostracoda; Podocopida; Darwinulidae
Source: the annotation of a GenBank genome assembly